This is a messenger RNA of Galeopterus variegatus (Sunda flying lemur), 2063 nucleotides long. RefSeq names its product fibronectin type III and SPRY domain containing 1-like (gene FSD1L). The transcript has 14 exons. The record is from RefSeq and is a predicted model, not a curated record. Gene Ontology annotation, molecular function: protein binding. Lineage: Eukaryota; Metazoa; Chordata; Mammalia; Dermoptera; Cynocephalidae. The coding region runs from base 1 to 1698 and encodes 565 amino acids.
AUGGCCCGUUCCAAGGCCUGCAGCGAUAGAGAUCGCGAUCGCUGGAGGAAAAAGAAUGGGGGAAGUAAAGAGAGGCUGCAGAAGGACCUGCGGGAGGCCGACGGGCACCACCCGGUCCUGUCUUCUCAGCCUCGCUUUCCCGGGCAGCCGACAUCCUACAGGGUCCGGUCCGGCGGCAGCGCGCAGGAAGCUCUGCAAAGGAUCAUUUCAACACUGGCAAAUAAAAAUGAUGAAAUUCAGAACUUUAUAGAUACAUUAAAUCAUACACUAAAAGGAGUUCAGGAAAAGUCUUCUAACAUACUUUCAGAGUUAGAUGAAGAAUUUGAUAGUUUAUACUCUAUAUUGGAUGAGGUGAAAGAGAGUAUGAUUAACACUAUCAAGCAGGAACAAGUCCGUAAAUCACAGGAGUUAAAGAGUCAGCUUACUCAAUGUAAUAAUGCUCUGGAGAACUCUGAAGAACUACUAGAAUUUGCAACAAGGUCGUUAGAUAUAAAGGAACCUGAAGAAUUUUCAAAGGCUGCCAGACAGAUCAAGGAUAGAGUCACAAUGGCUUCAGCCUUUCGCCUUUCUUUGAAACCAAAGGUCAGUGACAACAUGACUCAUUUAAUGGUGGAUUUCUCUCAGGAAAGACGGAUGCUGCAAAUGUUGAAGUUUUUGCCAGUCCCCAAAGCUCCAGAGAUAGAUCCAGGAGAGUGUUUGGUGGCUGACAACUCUGUAACAGUAGCUUGGAGAAUGCCAGAAGAAGAUAAUAAAAUUGACCAUUUUAUACUGGAAUAUAGGAAAACUAAUUUUGAUGGCCUUCCACGUGUAAAGGAUGAGCGAUGCUGGGAGAUAAUUGAUAAUAUUAAGAGUACUGAAUAUACACUAGCAGGUUUAAAAUUUGAUUCAAAGUACAUGAAUUUCAGAGUACGAGCUUGUAACAAGGCUGUGGCUGGAGAGUAUUCUGAUCCGGUGACUCUAGAGACCAAAGCACUUAACUUCAGUUUGGAUAAUUCAUCAUCCCAUUUGAACCUGAAAGUUGAAGAUACCUGUGUAGAGUGGGAUCCUACUGGAGGAAAAGGUCAAGAAAGUAAAAUUAAAGGAAAAGAGAACAAGGGCGGCAGUGUCCAUGUUACUUCACUGAAGAGACAUACAAGUGGUACACCAUCCCCCAAGCGGACAUCUGUAGGCUCCAGGCCACCAGCAGUAAGAGGCAGCAGGGAUCGUUUUACUGGAGAAUCAUACACAGUGCUGGGAGACACUGCCAUUGAAAGUGGACAACAUUAUUGGGAGGUCAAGGCCCAGAAGGAUUGUAAAUCCUACAGUGUGGGAGUAGCAUACAAAACUUUGGGGAAAUUUGACCAAUUGGGAAAGACGAACACUAGUUGGUGUAUCUAUGUCAACAACUGGCUACAAAACACAUUUGCAGCAAAGCAUAAUAAUAAAGUCAAAGCUUUGGAUGUUACUGUUCCUGAGAAAAUAGGUGUAUUUUGUGAUUUUGAUGGGGGUCAACUUUCUUUCUAUGAUGCAAACUCAAAACAGUUGCUGUAUUCCUUUAAGACAAAAUUUACUCAGCCAGUACUACCUGGUUUCAUGGUUUGGUGUGGUGGACUUUCUUUGAGUACUGGGAUGCAGGUUCCAAGUGCUGUCAGAACACUUCAGAAAAGUGAAAAUGGAAUGACUGGUUCAGCUAGCAGCCUGAACAAUAUUACUCAAUAAUGCCUACUCAGAAUAUGCUUUCCCUACCCUCCCUCUUGGUUGGGUGGCCUUUGCUGGGCAGUUACUAAUCACAGAAAUUUGUGAGUGGUGGAAAUCAGGUUUGCUAAGUUCUGCUUUAAGGCCUGGAAUCUGUUAGCAUUAAGCAUCUAGUAUGAAGCAUUCAUAGGACCUACUGUGCAAUAUCAUAGAAGCAAGCAGAUAAUGAGCAAGAAACUGAUGUUUUGAAGAGUACAUGGGGAAAAAGUCAGUGUUCGAAUAUUUGUAUAGAAACUCAUUUUUGUGUUUGUGGAUUAGUUUGACUCUUCUAAUAUGUUUAGCUGCAUUUGGUAACUCUAGGGCCUGGGGUUAAAAGCUUUUAAAUCUUG